GUAGGGUUUGACUACGCCAGAUGGGUGGAAAACUGGAGCUCGCGAAGACGACGGUCUCACGAGGCUAGAAAAGGUUAGUGAAAGCAAACAAACAACUGUGAGAGCGAAUUAAGACUGCUAGAAAGGUGUUGUCACCGCCCCCUCCUGCUACUGCUGCUGCCUCCUCAUCAGACGAACGCGGCUCCGUUUUUGUCGGGCUGAAGAGUCGGUGCAUGAAGACAACCGAGUUAUUACAGCUAACUUCAUUUUAAAUCCUUCACAGAACUCAGUGAAAACAUCAAACUGUCAAUGAUGGCUGAUUACGAAACCAUCGUUUUCUUUGACAUGGAGACCACUGGAUUAGACCCUGCAUCGUGUCACAUCACCCAGCUGUCGGCCGUUUGCGAAGAGAACGAAUUUAACGUCUACACCCUCCCCCGACGGCCCAUCGAGCUGCGCGCCAGCGAGCUGACGGGCUUCACCGUCAAUCGUGGCCAGCUGUGUCUCCAUGGAACACGUGUUAGGACCGUCUCUCUCUUUAGGGCUCUCAAGUCUUUCAUCAACUUCCUGAGCGACUUCCGCGGCCCCGUGCUGCUGGCGGCCCACAAUGCAAAGUGGUUUGAUGCACUCAUUCUCAGCAGAUUGCUGCGAAGGUUCUCCCUCUGGCAUAGGUUCCAGCAGGUGGUGUCUGGGUUUGUGGAUACCUUAAUACUAAGCGAGAACUUCUAUCCUCGUCUGGGCAAGUAUUCUCAGAAGUUUCUGGUCGACUACUUCCUGGAAGAAUACUACGAUGCCCAUGAUGCAUUGGAGGACGCCAAGAUGCUGGAGAAGCUGUUCAACUUUUGGGAACCCAGCAGCUGGGAUGUUGCGGACGUUACCUUCUCCACUGAAGAAUUUUAAAAAAGCUACAGAAAACAACAAAAAUAAGGCCACAACAACUAAAUCAUGUAAUUCCGGUUGGUUGGUUGGUUGGUUGGUUGGAUAGACUGAUAUUGUGAACAUUAAGAAGAAAAUGACAGGUAGAUUAAAUUUCUUGUUUGAAAGUAGUUUGAAUGUCUUUUCCAGUUUCACAUCUUCAAACAUUUAUGAUCCUUUUCAUUUCAAUAUACGAUGCACAAUUCAAGUUGCCCUGUUACUGUAUGUGACAUACAUAUACGGUUUCUCACUCAAACACAUUGUGUGUAUCCUUGACGCCUAAUAAAACAAAGAUGAUUAUUUUAUA
Molecule: messenger RNA, 1201 nt
Organism: Perca fluviatilis (European perch)
Lineage: Eukaryota; Metazoa; Chordata; Actinopteri; Perciformes; Percidae
Product: DNA polymerase III subunit epsilon-like
Exons: 3
Coding region: 289-879 (196 amino acids)
Biological process (GO): DNA catabolic process
Cellular component (GO): cytoplasm
Molecular function (GO): 3'-5'-DNA exonuclease activity; nucleic acid binding
Source: RefSeq, a predicted model, not a curated record